Messenger RNA from Scatophagus argus, 5599 nucleotides. RefSeq names its product dual specificity phosphatase 10 (gene dusp10). The coding region runs from base 404 to 1822 and encodes 472 amino acids. The record is from RefSeq and is a predicted model, not a curated record. Gene Ontology annotation, molecular function: protein tyrosine/threonine phosphatase activity; MAP kinase tyrosine/serine/threonine phosphatase activity. The transcript has 4 exons. Gene Ontology annotation, cellular component: cytoplasm; cytosol. Gene Ontology annotation, biological process: negative regulation of JUN kinase activity; protein dephosphorylation. Lineage: Eukaryota; Metazoa; Chordata; Actinopteri; Scatophagidae.
CAUCCCAGCACGUAAGUGUUACUGAAGGCAGUUCAAGCUAGAGGCAGCCACAGAAGCACGCAGCUCGGGCCAAAUCCCUCCCACCACCGGGCCGGACCUCACUGUACAAAAGGAUCAAAUUUAAUAUUAAUGAAGUCGCGUAUUGGCUCACACUCGCGUCAGUCCCGCUGCGCAACUUCUGUAGGCUGGCAGACUUCCUUCAAUAUUAUUUCUGGGGAGAGCGAGGUAAAAGUACUAAAAAAUGUUGCCGCUCCACAACACUGGGACGGACUGAAUGGAGGCAACGUUGUCAGCGAGCGGAGAUCAUAAAUCCGUCUACGGCGUACCGCGACACUCACCGGUAAGGAGAAAUACGAGAGCGGCUUGUUGACUUCUCCAUAAACGUCCAGCCCUCGGCCUCCCCAUGCCUCCAUCUCCCCUUGACGAAAGAAUUGUGGUGGCGCUGCCAAGGCCGAUCCGACCUCAGGAACUCCAACUGCGCCUGGACACCAGCUACCUGGACUCCAUUGCCACCAGCACCGGCAGCAAGACAGUCAUCAGCACCACCGUGGUGAAGAUCCGGGCGACGGCCAAUCUUGUAACGUAUAUGCCCUCAUCCAAGGGCUCCACGCGCUCAUUGUCGUGUGGAUGCAGCAGUGCCAGCUGCUGCUCUGUGACUACCUAUGAGAAGGACAGCCAGAGCCUCAGUCACAGCCAGGUGAGCGCCAGCAGCCCCAACCUCAGCUAUGCCGGGCCCCCGACCCCUAUGGUUAGCAACCAUGAAGCAUUAAGCGCCCCAAGUCUCGCCCCAGGCACACCAAAAGCCCUGUCAGCAGUGAGGGUCAUCCACCCCAAUGAGCUGGCCAAACGGAUGACCUGCUGCCCCAUGGGACACCCUGUGGGGCCCGUGCCGGUCAUCAUCGACUGCCGGCCCUUCAUGGAGUACAACAAGAGCCACAUCCGGGGGGCCGUGCACAUCAACUGUUCCGACAAGAUCAGCCGACGGCGGCUGCAGCAGGGCAAGAUCACCGUGCUGGACCUCAUCUCCUGCCGCGAGGGCAAGGACUCUUAUAAGGGCAUCUUCUCCAAAGAGAUUGUGGUUUACGAUGAGAGCACCACAGACCCCAGCAGGCUGACAUUCUCCCAGCCACUGCAUGUGGUCCUGGAGUCACUUAGGAGGGAGGGCAAGGACCCCAUCAUCCUCAAAGGAGGCCUUAGCAGCUUCAGACAGAGCCACGAGAACCUGUGCGAGCACUCGCUGCACCUUCACGAGGGCUUGGACACCGGUGCGGCUGCCGGCCUGACGGGGGCGCUACCUCAUUCCCUGCCCUCCACCCCGGACAUAGAGAACGCAGAGCUCACACCAAUCCUGCCCUUCCUCUAUCUGGGGAACGAGCACGACGCUCAGGACAUCAGCCUGCUGCAGCGCUUCAACAUCGGCUACAUCCUAAACGUGACCACCCACCUGCCGCUCUACCACUAUGACACGGGCCUCUUCGUCUACAAGCGCCUCCCCGCCACAGACAGCAACAAACAGAACCUGCGGCAGUACUUUGAGGAGGCGUUUGAAUUCAUUGAGGAAGCACAUCAAGCGGGUAUGGGCCUUCUGAUUCACUGCCAGGCAGGCGUUUCUCGUUCAGCCACCAUUGUGAUUGCCUACCUGAUGAAGCACACCUGGAUGACCAUGACGGACGCCUAUAAGUUUGUCAAAGCCAGGAGGCCCAUCAUCUCCCCGAACCUCAACUUCAUGGGUCAGCUGUUGGAGUUUGAGGAGGACCUCAACAAUGGAAUAACGCCACGAAUCCUCACACCAAAGCUGAUUGGUGUGGAGACCGUCGUCUAAGCGGACCCUUCGACUUCGACGCUCACACUUGUGCUCACUCUCGCUGUUUUUCGAGAGAGAUCGGCUGCUCUGUGAGCUGGUUUGGAGCGUGAGAGCGGCUGUAUUCUUCUUGAACCUCCACGUGCUCAUGUUGGACUCUCUGGAGUGCCAAAGCUCUGGGUCAGCGGUGAUGAGAAAUGCCAAAAAUCCCUACUGUUUGGACCUGGCCAAAGUCCCAGAGGAGAGGACGAGUUAGCGUGGUAUAGAGGGAAGGCGAUCAGUGGGAAGCUUUCCAUUUGUGACCGCAGAGGAGCAAACAUGAGAGAAAAUAAAAUUUGGUAUUUGGUAAAGAUACUCAGCGUGCUUAGGAGCAGUUACUGAAAAGAGGGACACUUAAAGCUCACACUGUGGUACACAGUUUAUGUCUGCAGACUCAGGCGGGGUUGGCCACGGCAGUGCCUGUCAAAAAAAAAAAAAAAACAACAAAAAAAAAACCAUGAAGACUUGUUUGGUGUGUUAAUGUUGUUGUUCUAUUUUUAUACAGGGGUUUAUGGGGGUGACCAUGACAAGCCCACAGCGGCUUACUGUGCAAUAAUUUCAGAGUGGAAUGCAACUGAGACCUUGAUCUUAUGUGUAUAUAUUGGUUAUGAUUACAAAACAUUUCCAGCUCUUUGCUGAGAUGCCAUUUUGAUGUUAAUGUAUCUACUGUCGUUCAGUUCUAUAUGUUUAUGGUGCGUACAGUUAUGCUGUAAUAUUUGGCGCGAACGUGUACAAGAGGUAGAAAAAAAUGGGGUUUUAUUUUUUUGAGUGCAGCUUGUGGGUUUAUGUCGGUCAUCUGUGCAUUUCCCAAAUAUGCAGAAACACGAAUUCACAUUUUGUGUGUUUGCUUCUUCAUUUUGCCAUUCCUGCAUCCACAUAUGCAUAUAUUUUAGCAAUAUAUAUAUAUAUAUAUAUAUACAGUAUAUAUAUAUAUAUAUAUAUAUAUAUAUUACCAGACAGCCAUAAGAGCUUUUUUCAAUGCAUGGCUGCUGGCAGAGGAAAGAACAUUUUGAAACAGUGAGUGAAUGCUGUAAAACAGGGCUACUCGUGAUGAUUAAUGUAACCGAACUGAGGAUUUUCACCACUUGCUUCUUUUACGUCCUCUGUUCAUUUUUACUCCCAGCUCUGUUGUAAUGCUCUCUACUGUGUACACACAUAGCUACAUAUGUCUGUUUGUCAAUGCCCUAAAUUCAGAGUUCCUUUAUUGCAAGGUAGCAGAGUUAAAGUACAGACUUGAAACAAACAUUCACUUCCUCUCCAUGAUCGCGGUGUAGUGAGACGGCGGUGGUGCAGUAGAACAGUGUGACCCUUCGUCCAGCCUUUUCCAACCUGCAUGUCGCUGACACUAAGCUACAGUUAAGUGAGCUCCUCUGCCUUGCAUAGGCAAGCGCUGCUGUCACGUGCUGUUCGAGUGCCUCUAUCGAUGCCUUAAUUCAUGUGUCAGCGCUGGGCCUGCGCAUGGUUCACCAUCACGUGCAGACGAAUGCAGAACGAGGUCGAAUUGGAUCUCCCGGACAAAAGCUCCACCUUUGUCUCUGUGUAACACGUGGAUUUCCGCCCCUCCUGAUUCAUAUGCAGAAUUUCAUAAGAUGUUAGAAAAGCCUCGAGGUAAAUAAAACACUCCUUACAUAAUUCUGAUCUCAUGGUGACAUUUGAAGGAGACUCUGAACACCACAGUGAAUUGUAAAUCAACUCCUCACUAAAUAGUGGUGUAAAGUAUAUGCACAAAGUUUAGCCUCAUCCUGUUGCAUUCGAAUAUACUCACAACAGUUUCAUGUGGGUAGAGAAAGGCUAAAUAAAAAUUUAUUCAAGUUGCUACUGUUACUUCUUCAUGCCUUCAUUCUGAUCAAACUGAAUCCAAAUUUUCCUUUUCAGCCGCAUUGGUUUUUCCACAUUUGACUCUCUCAGUUGUUUACAGUUUUAGUGGAAGUGAUAAAAACAGACACCUCUUAGUACGCAGGUGGGAUGAAUGUGUUUUAAGGUGCAGUUCACCACCUGCACACAGUACAAAGACCUUGUCUUGUUGAGAUGAUUUUGUGCAUGAUUAUAUGAAAAGUCAGCAUUAAGACUAAAUUUCAGAUGUCAGUGUUGUUGUCUGAGAGCUAAAAUGUGAAUAAGCCUUUUUUUUAGCCUGAAUCACAUCACAAAUCAGAUCACUUUGCCAUCUUUCAUCUAACUGGCGUUGAUUUGAUGAACUCACAGGCUUUCAAAGUUUCUAACACAUGAAGGAGCGUCUUUUAACUGAAGUUUAAAUGUGAAAUUCAGAGCAAAAAAUCCAGUAUUUUGUAGGCCUUGCCAGGCUGAAUGGAAGCAGCUUGCUCACAAAUGAUAGUUUCUGUUCUGUUUCUCUUCGCACGUUCUUCUGUUUUGUGUUCGGCUCUCCAUUGUUUGCAUGAAAAUAAAGGCGUAAAAUGAAGCACAGGGCUAACAAUAUCAUUGUCAAAGCAACCGGUGUUUAUUUUGCAAUACGACCUCUGUGAACCAUUUUAUCUUCAAAGUACAUCUGAAGCCAGAAGUCUGGAGAAUGAUCACGUGUGUCUCAGUCAGCAGGAUGAAGGAGUAUGUGAGUUUUCAUAGCAUGGUGAACACAAACACACAGUGCACUCUUUAAGGCUUUACAACACCAACUUUCACAAGAAUAAGCUUCGGAAAAAAAAAGUCCCUCAUGUGAAAAUUCAUGCUAUGCAAAUGAAAUUGUAACAGGUUGCGUCUUUACCCGACUGUCAAGACAAAUGUUUUGUGAGGUGGUUUUUUUUUUUUUUUAGGUGAAGCAUUUUGAGCGUGAUUAACAGUUUGCAGCCUCAGAUCGAAGUUUGAGAUGACGUUUGUGUGGCGACGUGUCUUCACUUGUAUUUUUGUUGUCAUUGGUGUCUACUGGUGCUCCACAAUAUAUUUGAAUAUGACAUAAAAAAAAAGGUAUAUAAUAACAAUUUAUCACACGUUUGUAGCUUGUGCAUUUAUAUUCAGUAAUUUACAAAAGAAAAAAAAAGAUCGGAGCGAGUGCUUACCAUCUGAGCCAGUCUUAUAUAAGAAUAAUGUACCUUUUCGUCCCAUCUGCUGGUUCCUACAACUGCAGCGGCACAUGGCUUUUUGUAUGUAAUGAUCUAUUUGACUGAACAAUGUAACCGUCAUACUGUACAUUACUCUCCGGUUGGAAAACGAAGCAUGCUGUGUGCUCCUGGUCUGCGAGGGGACGCUGUCCACUCAUUAUGGUGCUGUCUGUCUUUCCCACACUGGUCUUUCUGUAGAGGUCACAGCCUGAUUGACAGCUCCAAGAGGCAUCUGGGUAUCGGCUCCCUUUUAUUUGGAAACACGGUUCUGUAUUAGAACCAUAUCAAGCUGUCACGUUUGAUGUGCACUCUUUACGACUAGACUUUUUUAAGAGUCUCGGACUCAGAGGCUCUGGUGAAAAUGGGCUUCGCUUUACAAGUCUCUGUAUCUCUCUUUGUGUCUGUAGUCAACAGUCGAGUAUAUACAGUAUAUAAAUAUAUAUCUAUUUUCUUUGUAUGCAUAUAAUCAUUACUAUUUUUGCACUGACCUACGGACAGAUGGAUUUAUUUUUUUUUUCCACAAAGGGUGCUAUUAUAAACGGAGGCCUUCUCCCACACCUUUUUUGCAUGACUUGCUCAAAAUUCCUCAACUCGUCUGUCAUCUCUCCUACUCUUCUCUUACUACUCCUUGAACUGUUGCAAUUGAAGCACUGUAAUUUUGUAAUCCCUACUUGUGAGCUUUGAAAUAAACUGGGAGGCUUCAAGUUUG